CACUAGCAACUAGCUAUUCUGCUGAAUGCAGCUCUGUGGCAACUGAAGCCAUAGAAUAACACAGAAACAUCGCCGUGCUCUCUGCCCCUGAAUCACUCACAUCACUUUACAUUCCCUCCACAUAACACAGUCGGCAUUGUAUUGUAUCUUUGGAACUAACUUGGAAUAUCACUCACUACCUCUCCAAAUCAAUACUCAAAAUGGUUGCUGAAAAGCGUGAGAAGCUGGAAGCCCAGAUUAAGUCUGCUGAUAUGAGCGAAGACAUGCAACAGGAAGCCAUUGAAGUUGCAACGGAGGCCAUGGAUAAGUACCACAUCGAAAAGGACAUUGCGCAGUACAUAAAGAAAGAGUUUGACCUGCGCAAGGGCGCAACGUGGCAUUGCAUAGUAGGGCGCAAUUUUGGCAGCUUCGUGACGCAUGAAACCAAGCACUUUAUAUACUUUUAUGUGGGCCACUGCGCCAUUUUACUCUUCAAGACCCAAUAAGUAACCGGCGAUCGUUUCUGGAUGAGAAUGCCAGCGCCCGGCCUCCCCCUUCCGUUCGAGAUCCUCGUCCUAUACCAAUUUGUUCUACAGUCUCAGAAUGACUUGAAUUUUUUUUUUUUUUUUUUCUCUCUCAGACUUCACCAUUCUAGAACGUUUAUAAAUGGCGGGUUAUAUACUACUGCAACAGAAUUUCCCAAUACGUAUACGUGCGCACUCAUAAGAAAGAGAAAGGACAGAAGAAGAAUGGUGGUAUGAUGUGGAGCUGGAGCUUGGAAUGAACGAUUAACGAAACGCUUUCUCCUUUUACUCUCUUCUUUUUAUGGUUUGUUCUUAUUGCCUUCAUGUUGUCUAUUUUUUUGUCAUUUUUACCCUUGCUCUCAGCUAGUCAUUUCUUAUUUAUUUACCUUUCCUUCAAUUUACUUUCAGCAUCCACAGACAUUGCAUAUCGUGACAUCAUUUGCCCCCUUUGCGAAUGAAUUAACAGAAAAGCAACACGGAUGAUGAUUGAGCAAAGUCGUAUGAAAGUGUGCCGCUUGGGAUAAAUAAAAUAAUUCUAUUACUGAUGAUAACUGCUCGAGUCCUAUUCCUAUUAAGCCCACCAAAUGCAACUCCG
Molecule: messenger RNA, 1098 nt
Organism: Blastomyces dermatitidis ER-3
Lineage: Eukaryota; Fungi; Ascomycota; Eurotiomycetes; Onygenales; Ajellomycetaceae
Product: dynein light chain, cytoplasmic
Exons: 7
Coding region: 201-485 (94 amino acids)
Biological process (GO): microtubule-based process; cilium assembly
Cellular component (GO): cytoplasmic dynein complex
Molecular function (GO): dynein intermediate chain binding; dynein light intermediate chain binding
Source: RefSeq, a predicted model, not a curated record